This is a messenger RNA of Gloeophyllum trabeum ATCC 11539, 1557 nucleotides long. Its product is annotated as P-loop containing nucleoside triphosphate hydrolase protein. The record is from RefSeq and is a predicted model, not a curated record. Gene Ontology annotation, molecular function: ATP hydrolysis activity; ATP binding. NCBI's taxonomy places the organism in Eukaryota, Fungi, Basidiomycota, Agaricomycetes, Gloeophyllales, Gloeophyllaceae. Gene Ontology annotation, cellular component: mitochondrial inner membrane. Gene Ontology annotation, biological process: mitochondrial respiratory chain complex III assembly; protein insertion into mitochondrial inner membrane from matrix. The transcript has 4 exons. The coding region runs from base 46 to 1557 and encodes 503 amino acids.
CGCGACCACCCAAGCCAGUCGCCCAGUUCAGUUCCUAGAAGCGAGAUGGAAUAUUCACAGCCCAAUCUACUGGGCUUCAUGCUAGCUAACACAAUGAGUGGGCCUUCCAUGGACGCUACUGCCAACGCCACAUCUUCACAUAAUGCCACAUCCACACCCCCGUCCUCGUCCGGGUCCAUAUACUCCCUGCUCUUCUCUCCCGCCCUUUUAAAGUACGCUAAAUGGGUGCUUAUGGGCACCCUCAUCCCCUACCUGCAGCAGAUCUGCACCUGGCUUUACGGAAACGCCCUCUCCUCCAUGUUCGUCUCUGCCUCCUUCACUGAAUACGACGACGCGUACGAGUGGAUGAUGACCUGGUUGGCCAAGCACCCCAAGUGGCGGCAGGCGCGGCAGGUCGAGGUGACCACGCGCCACGGGUGCAACCAUUCCGCGCGCCUGAUACUCGGCGACGAGACGGACCCAACCGCCAGAAACUUUUCCUACAUCCCUGCGUUGACGUCGACGCAGUGGAUGUUCUACCGGGGCCGGUGGAUGACCGUGUGCCGCACGAAGGAUACGACGGGGUGGUACGGCAAGGCGGACGAGACGCUGCACGUGCGCCUCCUCUCGUGGGACCAGCGCGUGCUCACGGCGCUGCUGCGCGACGCGCGCGACCUGUACGAGGCGGACAAGCACAGCACGAUCCAGAUCUACACGAGCGAUGGCGACAACGAGUGGCGCUGCAUCGGGAAGCGCCCAAAGCGGCCCCUGCGCUCGAUCGUGCUCGAGCCGGGCGUGAAGGAGGACCUGCUCGCGGACGCGCGCGAGUUUCUCGACAGCAAGGAGUGGUACAACGACCGCGGGAUCCCGUUUCGCCGCGGGUACCUCCUCUACGGCGCGCCCGGGACGGGCAAGACGAGCCUGAUACAGAGCCUGGCCGGUGAGCUCGGCCUGAACGUGUACAUCGUCACCCUGAGCCGCAGCGGGAUGGACGACUCAGCGCUGUGCCAGCUCGUCGCGGACCUGCCCGAGGAGUGCGUCGCGAUCAUGGAGGACAUCGACGCCGCGUUCCUGCAGGGCAUCAAUCGCGACUCACUGCCCCCCACCGGCUCCGCACCGCCGCCGCCGCCGCCGCAGCAGCAGCAGCAGCAAACCCAAGGCGGAAGCAAGGUGACGCUGAGCGGGCUGCUGAACGCGAUCGACGGUGUGGGCGCGCAGGAAGGGCGCAUCCUCUUCGCGACGACGAACAAGUACCACAGUCUCGACCCCGCGCUGUGCCGCCCGGGGCGGAUGGACAAGCACAUCGAGUUCCGCUUCGCGAGCCGCUACCAGGCGCGCGAGCUCUUCCUUGCGUUCUAUGAGCCGCCGCGGAAGCGCGAGCGGGUGGGAAAGGGACAGCGGCUGGAUGAGCUCGCGGAGCAGUUCGCGGCGGCGAUGCCCGAGCGCGAGUGCUCGAUGGCGACCUUGCAAGGGUACCUGAUGCAGUACAAGACGAGCCCGCGCGACGCAGCACUGAAUGCCGCGGCGUGGGUGGAGGAACAGAGGGAGGAGCAGAAGAGGAGGGAAGCGGGGGCGUGA